Acomys russatus (golden spiny mouse) is the source of this 669-nucleotide messenger RNA. RefSeq names its product keratin-associated protein 10-9-like. Bases 1 to 669 code for a protein of 222 amino acids. The record is from RefSeq and is a predicted model, not a curated record. The transcript is spliced from 2 exons. Lineage: Eukaryota; Metazoa; Chordata; Mammalia; Rodentia; Muridae.
AUGAUCACGGACUCUGUAUGCGAGCCCCUGUAUGCAGGCUGUAUGCCAGCCCCUGUAUGCGGGGUGUAUGCGAGCCCCUGUAUGCGGGGUGUAUGCGAGCCCCUGUAUGCGGGCUGUAUGCCAGCCCCUGUAUGCGGGGUGUAUGCGAGCCCCUGUAUGCGGGGUGUAUGCGAGCCCCUGUAUGCAGACUGUAUGCCAGCCCCUGUAUGCGGGGUGUAUGCGAGCCCCUGUAUGCGGGGUGUAUGCGAGCCCCUGUAUGCGGGCUGUAUGCCAGCCCCUGUAUGCGGGGUGUAUGCGAGCCCCUGUAUGCGGGCUGUAUGCCAGCCCCUGUAUGCGGGGUGUAUGCGAGCCCCUGUAUGCGGGCUGUAUGCGAGCCCCUGUAUGCGGGGUGUAUGCCAGCCCCUGUAUGCGGGCUGUAUGCCAGCCCCUGUAUGCGGGGUGUAUGCGAGCCCCUGUAUGCGGGGUGUAUGCCAGCCCCUGUAUGCGGGCUGUAUGCAAGCCCCUGUAUGCGGGGUGUAUGCCAGCCCCUGUAUUCGGGCUAUACGCGAGCCCCUGUAUGUGGACUAUAACUGCAGCAGUGGCAGCACACGCUCCUUACUAAUCGGGCCUCAGCAUCCCGCAGCCCUGGAGGCUGACUUCCGUAAAACAACACAAUUUAGCCAGGAAUGA